This is a messenger RNA of Fraxinus pennsylvanica, 900 nucleotides long. The record is from the annotation of a GenBank genome assembly. NCBI's taxonomy places the organism in Eukaryota, Viridiplantae, Streptophyta, Magnoliopsida, Lamiales, Oleaceae.
AUGUUCUCGUCCCCGUCUUAUCUAUAUAAUUGGACGAGGCAAUGCAUGGUGGAAAUUUUUUUUGUCGCUAUCUCAAUGUCAUCAAAGUAUGAAAGUACACAUCUAGGCCUUUCCCCUCCCUCCCUCACUCUUUCUCUUUGUUUGUCUGACACUGAUCCUGAAAUUUUCACUACGAAGAUGGGGCGGGGAAGAAAUACUAAGGUGAACAUGAAGGAAAAAUCUGAAUCUUCUUCAUUGGGCAAUUUUAGUGUACGUGCUAGGAAUCUAAGAAGUCAUGAACUAGGUGCAGUUAUAUUUGGUUGUAAGCAUCACACAAUGGAUGAAUGCCUAAGUUUACCGUCAACACAUUUCUCUUAUGUGAAGAAUGUCAGCACUGGCUUACCGCUUUUUCUCUUCAACUAUAGUGAUCGGACACUCCAUGGUAUCUUUGAGGCUGCAGGCCAUGGACAGAUGAAUAUCAACCCGAAUGCAUGGAUUGCUGAUGAGGGAACUCAAAGGACAGCCUAUCCUGCGCAGGUGCAAGUCAGUGUCCGAAAGAAGUGCCAGCCUCUGUUUGAAGAUAAAUUCGGACCAGUAAUUGGUCAUAAUUACUACGAAGGGCGGCUCUUCUGGUUUGAGUUAGACAAAGGACAGACAAGGAAAUUGAUCGAGCUAUUCUCCUCUUCACCAAUCCCUCAAAAUGUUCCUCGUACACCAACUAGUCAUAUCUGCCAUGCGUUGCCCUCCGGUGUUUUAGCCAAGCCAGCUGACAGAAUCGACAAUCCAGUCUUAGAAGACGUAAUUGGUCAUUUGAAUCACCUAAAUCUGCAUUGCGUUUCGCGUGAUGAGGUUUCAAGAGUGACUGAUGCAAUCUGUAUAGAGAACACCAACAAGAAGUGGAGCGAUUUGUUUAAAUCUUGA